AUGGCCGACCAGGAAGCCGAGUUUGUGCCCUCGCUGUACAAGCCCGCCGCCUUGCUUCCCAUCGCGCGCCACCGCGAAGCCCUUCUUUAUCUCGUUGAGACCUUCCCUGUCACCAUCGUCGUCGGCCACACCGGGAGCGGAAAGACGACGCAGAUACCGCAGUUUCUAGACCAAGCAGGAUGGUGCGCCGAAGGCAAACUCAUGGCUGUCACGCAGCCCCGGCGGGUCGCUGCCACUGCCGUAGCAGCACGGGUCGCUGAGGAGAUGGGCUGCAAUCUUGGUCAGGAUGUUGGCUUCUCGAUAAGAUUCGAGGACGUCACGUCUGCUGCCACGCGCAUCAAGUUUGUCACCGACGGAAUGCUUCUCAGAGAGGCCCUCGUCGACCCGCUUCUGUCACGUUACUCGGUGAUUAUGGUGGACGAGGCUCACGAGCGCUCUCUGAGCUCCGACCUUCUCCUCGGACUGUUGAAAAAGAUUCGGAAAAAGCGUCCAGAGCUACGCAUCGUUGUCAGCAGCGCUACGCUUCAAGCGGAGGACUUUCUGAGAUUCUUUGCUGGCGAGUCCACCGAGGACGACAGUGGCCCCAGUGCGCUGGGAGGCAGCGUUGGACGCAUCAUUAGCCUGGAAGGACGCAUGUAUCCAGUGGACAUCCACUAUCUGGAGCAGCCCGCCGAGGACUACGUCGAGAGAGCAGUCAAAACUGUCUUCGACGUCCAUACCCAAGAGCCCGAGGGUGAUAUCCUGAUCUUCUUGACCGGACGAGAAGAGAUAGACGCUGUUCUCGAAAUGAUAGCCGAUCGUGCGAUGAAUCUCAAUCCAAAGGCUCCGUCCAUCCAAGCACUACCCCUGUACGCGGGUCUACCGACAGAUCAGCAAAUGUACGUCUUCGAGCCCACUCCUGAAAACACCCGCAAGGUCAUCGUGGCAACAAACAUCGCGGAAGCCUCGGUGACGAUUGAUGGGAUUGUGUACGUGAUCGAUUGCGGGUACGUCAAGCUACGGGCUUACAACCCCAACACCGGAAUCGAGACUCUUACUGCGACGCCCGUCUCUAAGGCGUCUGCGACUCAGCGUGCAGGUCGUGCAGGCCGCACCAAGCCAGGGAAGUGUUACCGCCUGUACACGGAGCAAGCGUUUACAAACCUUUCAGAGGCUACCGUGCCAGAAAUACAACGCUCGAAUCUGGCACCCGUCAUCCUGCAGUUGAAAGCCCUCGGAAUCGAUAAUAUCGCGCGCUUCGACUACCUAACGCCUCCUCCCGCCGAGCUAGUGAUUAGAGCAUUGGAACUCCUGUUCUCCUUGGGCGCUCUGGACGAUUACGCCAAACUGACCAAGCCGCUCGGCACGCGGAUGGCCGAGCUAGCGGUUGAGCCGAUGAUGGCCAAAUCCCUUCUUUCAGCCCAGGAUUUCGGCUGUUUAAGCGAGAUGCUUUCAAUAGCUGCCAUGACAAGUCUGCAAGGGAACGUUUGGUUCUCCCACGAGGGCCAGAAAAAGGCUCAAGAAAGUGCUCGGCGGAGGUUUGCCGUCGAAGAAGGCGACCAUCUGACCCUUCUCAAUGUGUAUCAUGCCUUUGUUACAAAGGGCAGAAAGGACGCCAAGUGGUGCCGCGAUAAUUACUUGAACUUCAAAUCGAUGGCGCGGGCACUCAGCAUCCGCAAUCAGCUUCGCCGGUACCUUGAGCGGCUUGGAGUGAAUGUUGAAGAAAGCUUGUCCUCUUCUGCGGUCCUUCGCGUGGGAGGACCGGACAAGGCGGAGCAAAUCCGAAGAUGCUUGUCCGCUGGGUUUUUCGCCCAUGCGGCCAGGAUGCAACCGGACGGGACUUUUAGGACGAUUGACGGGGGCAUGGUUCUGCAUGCUCAUCCAACCUCCCUCAUGUUUAACCGUAGAGCCGAUUGGGUCAUAUUCCACGAAAUCAUGGAGACCGCAAACAAGACGUUCAUUAGGGACAUUACAAAAAUUGAAAAGGGCUGGUUGUUGGAAUACGCUCCGCAGUAUUACAGCAUCAGGUAG
Messenger RNA from Diplodia corticola, 2010 nucleotides. RefSeq names its product atp dependent rna. Gene Ontology annotation, cellular component: intracellular anatomical structure; catalytic step 2 spliceosome. The record is from RefSeq and is a predicted model, not a curated record. Gene Ontology annotation, molecular function: RNA binding; ATP binding. The coding region runs from base 1 to 2010 and encodes 669 amino acids. NCBI's taxonomy places the organism in Eukaryota, Fungi, Ascomycota, Dothideomycetes, Botryosphaeriales, Botryosphaeriaceae. The transcript is spliced from 3 exons.